AAUAAUAAUAAUAAUAAUAAAAUAGUAAUAGUAGUCAGGCGACAUCGCCCAAAAAGAAAAAAAAAAACAAAUCGACCAUGAAAUUCUGCCCUCCAUUUCUGUGCCUGCUGCUACUACAUUCGCGUCUGAAUUUUUUCUUCGAAUAAUCCGUCGAAUUUUGGAAUAUUAUUAUUAUGACUAUGACUGCUACUAUUACUACUAUUAUUAAUACUACACAACUAUUUCUACCAUUUACUACUACUACUACUACUACUACAAAGAAAAAGUUGUAGUCGGUGUAGCGCGUGUUCGACGUCGUGUUACGUCCUCGUAAUAUUCGUAGACAUUUUGUAUAGGGGAAAUCUAUGUGUGUCGUAAGAGGUGAGACAUUAAAAAAAAAACCAAACAAGAAGGGCUAACGUAAUUGUCGAUGAUUCGUAAUUGUUUUUUUAAAUUGGGAGUUUUGAAUUAACAAAAACGACGACGACGACAACGACGACAACGACGGCAACAAGAAAACAGGGGAUUUUAGUGAAAUUUUGGUUGAAAGACAAAGAGGAAAUAAAAAGGGAUUUAGAAAUUGAAAGAAAAAAUAGUUGUAGUGCCAAAGAAGAAAAGAAGAAGGAGGAGAAGGAGGAAGAGGAGGAGGAGGAGGUGGAGGAUAUUUUCUUGGCGUUGGAUAGUUUGAAUAAUCGAAAUACCGUGGAGUCGCAAGACAGCAGCAGCAAGGCGCGACGCGAGCCGACCACUCGAGCAGCCCUGCGUCAGGAUGUUCCCUGUGCUAUCGAAAAGGGCCAUCCGGUAGCUCCGUUGCCGGCUCUCGUCGCGAUCCUCAGACCCUGGAGGAAAAAGAAUCGCAGAGGACAACGUUCGAAGGAACGAUUGGGAAGGGAAAUGUCGGUCAGGGUCAGCGGUGUUUAUUUGGUGCCAGCUUCGGCUACUAAUACUAAUAACGAGCCCAAUAACGAAAGAAGUAACAAUAAUCUUGAACAACAAGCUCAACAACAGCAGCAGCAACAACAACAGCAACAUCAUCAUCACCAUCAUCAUCAUCAUGCUACCAAGACCGUAACCAUUGCAACUGCACCUCAACGGAGCAAUAGUCUCGAUUAUUUAAACUUCGAAGAGAAACGACAAAUCAUAGCGUCUUCCUUAUCCCUAAGCGAUUUUCUGGCUCAUGGGCCUGCCGCUGCAGCAGCGGCUGCGGCCAAGGAAGUUGCUGCUAAUACCGUCAUUGCUAAGAAACAAAAUGGCACUGCCCUUCGAACAAACAGCCUGGGAUCGGGUGCAAGAACGCCUCCCCUUGAAAGAAAAAGCAAAUUCUCGGCCCUCGGUAGACUUUUUAAACCUUGGAAAUGGAAGCGGAAAAAGAAAUCGGACAAAUUCGAGGCCGCUUCUUUGUCACUCGAAAGAAAAAUUUCUGUACGGGCUAGUAGAGACGAAUUGGUACAAAAAGGAAUCUUAUUACCUGUUAUAAGAUCUACGUCGUUUCCGGAAAAUGAAACGAUAGGUGACUUGACGGAUACGCAGAAACCGCCUAGUCCUCAAUUAACGCCUCAACAACAACAACAACAACAGCAACAACAAUCACAGCAGCAACAACAACAACAGCAGCAGCAGCAGCAGCAACAACAACAACAUAACGGAGCUGGUGGAAACACUUGUGUGCCAACGUCAACGUCAACCGUUAGCUUACAACAAUCACAACAAGUAUCAUCAAGUACACCGACCCCAACGACUGCCAAUUCACAUUCUAGUGGGUCGCCCAAUAAUUCGUCUCCUCAUCCUCCACCUCAUUAUCCAGGAAUACCUUCAUCACAGGGAGGACAGACGAACGGAAAUACUCAAGAGCCGAAGAAGGAAAAGACUGAACAGAGUGCAAAUGGCGGACUAUCGCCAAGUGCCGAGACUCAGGUCAAUCAGAGCACGACUACGAGCGUUGCGGUGCCGGUUUCAGGCACAACCCCGAAUACAGGGGAUCAACAAAAGCCGAAUAGGCCGAACACCCUUGAUGCCAGGGUUGUAGCCAGGAGGCUGAUCUUGUUCGACAUGGAAAAGGGUGUUCUCGAUCAAAGCGCCGAAAAUCAACAACAGGUAAUAGAAAGGUGCUAUCCAUUACCACCUCAAAACACUUUGAUGUUGUCGGAGCUUCCGGAACCACCAAUUCCUUUGAGCGAAAUAGGACCGAUUCCACCACCGCCGAUGUUCAGCUCGCCAAGUCCCACGAUGGUGACGAGGCAGCGACAACAACAAAUCCCAUUAUCGGAUUGCGAAGACGAAGUGUACGUGUCCUUCGUAGAUGACGAAGAUAUCGACGUGGAGGAGGAGGACGAUAAUCUUUACGUCUUUAGGGUGUCUCAACCAGAUCCAGCUAUCGAUACAUCUAGGAUCGAGGAAAUACCAGCGAAAGAGCCUAAAUUUCAUGCGAUGCCAUUGAAAAGUGCAUUGAAGAAAAAAGGAUCUGGUAGUGGUCCUGGUACACCGCAAAAUACGCCGACGCAGGAGAAUAGGCCAUUGACUCUUCGUCAAGAACUUCAUGCUUCGUUCAAAAGGCCACCGUUGAGGCCAAGGAUGAGAAUAUGCAGUCGACCAGUCAGAUUUGGACUUGCUUUACCAUGCACAUUGGAAAAUAAGGAAAAUGCAAGGCCUUAUGUGAUUCGAGAGGACGUUGAUGGUGAUGGCAGUGAUGGCCAAGUCCUUUACAGGGACGAUUAUGAUGAUGAGAAAACUCGAUUGGCAGCUAAAAUUGCACGCAAAGAAUCACUUUCGUUGAAGCUAGCCCUUAGGCCUGAUAGACAGGAACUCAUCAAUAGAAAUAUUCUUCAAUUGCAAACGGACAAUGAAAGGCAGGAAACGAAAGAAGCCAUUGGUGCUCGACUUAUCAGGCGGCUAAGUAUGCGUCCUACUCAAGAGGAAUUGGAAGAACGAAACAUUUUGAAAAAACAAAGUCCUGCCGAGGAGAAGAAGCAGAAAGAAGAGAAGAAACGUUAUCUUUUAAGAAAAUUAAGCUUUCGACCAACCGUUGAAGAACUUAAGGAAAAAAAGAUCAUAAGAUUCAACGAUUACAUCGAGGUUACACAAGCUCACGACUACGAUAGAAGAGCCGAUAAACCAUGGACACGAUUGACUCCUAAAGAUAAAGCAGCCAUUCGGAAAGAAUUAAACGAAUUCAAGAGUUCCGAAAUGGCCGUUCACGAAGACAGUCGACAUCUUACCAGGUUUCAUAGGCCAUGACAAUUGCAAUGUGUAAAGGUGCUACAGUGUGGUGCAGGUGUAAUUGGUGAAGGUGGUGCAGUGUGCUUGUUGUUGCCUCGUGUUGAAGCUGGAUAAAUCGGAUUUGCGUCUACCGUAAAUGAAAUAUAAACGGAAGUACGUGAUAAUCGAUUAGUGGCUCGAAGACGUGGAAAACAAAAAA
Polistes dominula (European paper wasp) is the source of this 3394-nucleotide messenger RNA. RefSeq lists its product as uncharacterized. Gene Ontology annotation, molecular function: actin binding. The record is from RefSeq and is a predicted model, not a curated record. Lineage: Eukaryota; Metazoa; Arthropoda; Insecta; Hymenoptera; Vespidae. Gene Ontology annotation, biological process: actin cytoskeleton organization.